UUCGUUCUACAUUCCUAUGUCUCGGCAAAUCGAAAUCACCGCAACAAUGGCGACGACCUCUUGGAAGCGACUGUCUUCCAUCGCCAAUGACGUCGUCCAACGCUGUGCUCUGAAAGCCGGUAGUUCGGUGGAAGGAUUGGUGGAGGAGUUUGAGAUUUCGUGGAAACCUGAGACCAGAACCUAUUCGAGGAAGUUCGUGGAGUUUUGUAGCGCCAAGGCUCUGGCGGAUAUGUGCCGGAACUUGGAGGAAGGUAUUGGCAAUGGAUCGUUUAGCCGCUUCAGCUUUGAUAUGAUGCUUGCUUGGGAGAUGCCUACUUCUGAAGAUGAAGAGUCUCGCAAGGAGUGCGUGGCGAAGGCGAAAGAAGAGAAGAAUAAAAUCAUAGCAGCUAAUGUGCCUCCCGAGCAAGAUGAGAUCCCUCUUUUCUAUUCGGACCUUAUACCGUUGCUUGUUAACGACGAUCCAGAUGUUGGAGAAGAUGCAUUUGUGUGGUUAGGUUCUUUAGUUCCAUUAGUAUCGGAUCUUGUCAAUGCAAGAUUCACAUUCGAAACUCUAACAGCACCAGCUGGACACCGGCUUCAUUUCCCAGCAUAUGAUAAAUUUCUGAAGGAAAUUGACAAAUGCAUGAAACAUCUGCAGAAACAGGCAACGCCAAAGGGAGUAGAAUUACGCGACGAUGAGUUCAUAUUACACGUGGAGGGGACUGCUAGCUCACAAAGGGUUGUGCGCCACAUUGGAUCAACAAGUUGGCCUGGAAGGCUUACAUUAACCAACUACAGCCUCUAUUUUGAGGCUUCAGGAGUGAUAGCAUAUGAAAAUGCAGUUGAGAUAGAACUAUCAAGGGACACUCUGCACAGUGUAAAGCCAGCUUCCACAGGACCUUGGGGUGCCCCAAUAUUUGACAAGGCAAUAGUCUAUGAGUCCCCUGCGAUAUUAGAGGAAGUUGUGCUGGAGUUUCCAGAGAUAACAAGUUCUACAAGACGUGAUCAUUGGCUAGCAUUAAUAAAGGAGAUUGUUCUCUUGCAUCGUUUUUUACGGAAAUUUAAUGUGGAAAGUCCAAUACAGGCAUGGGAGAUGCAUUCAAGAACAAUAUUAGGGGUUAUAAGGCUUCAUGCAGCCAGAGAACUGCUUAGAAUAUAUCCACCGGUUCCUACAAAGUUCUUAAUCUUUGCCUUAUGUGACGAGCUACCAAAGGGUGACUAUGUUCUAGAAGAACUUGCUGAGAAUCUGAAGUUGCCGAAUAGUGGACGGCCAUGUAGUGCAACUUCAGCCCUGAGAUAUUUGAACAUAUCACAACUAUCCGACUGUAGUGUAGAAGUAACGGAGAAAGUUUGUAAUAUAAGUACUGAACUUGAUGAAUCUCGGUCCUCCUUAGAGAAUGCCAUUAAUCAGGCCAGAGAAGAAGAGAAGAAAGUUGCAGUUGCCAAGGCUACUGCUGUAGGACUGAAAGAGGAGGGAAUUGGUGAAAGUGUAUUUAUCUUCAUGGAGCUACUAAAGCCACUCAAUAGCAGGUUAUCUUGGUUCAAAGAAGUUCUUGAAUGGGAAAGCCCAGUGGCUACUGUUAUUGUGCUCACUGUGUCUUUGAUAAUUACAUAUAAGGAGUGGUUCGGCAAGGCCGUGGCUGCCUUCCUAUUUUGGGUGGUCAUGGCGAUGUUUCAAGCGAGAAUGGAAAAGAUUCGGGAAAACUGUGACGAGAUUGUGGUCUGCACUGCCACUGACCAAAGUACAAUGGAGAGCAUAGUGGCUGCCCAACAAGGUUUGCAAAAUGUGCACGAGAUUGUGAAGACUGUAAACAUUGCAGUGUUGAAGUUUUGGUCCAUUUUCAUAUCCAAAACUCGCAAGCAUUCAGACAUUGUGAUGUCGGUAUUAUGCGGCGUGGCAAUAACACUGGCAUUAGUUCCAACAAAGUACAUAAUAAUGGGGUCAACAUUAUAUGGGUUUUUCAUGACCUCAAGGCUACGGAAGAAAACUGAGGAUACCCACAGCGGUGGGGACAGACGACUGAAGGAAUGGUGGGACUCUAUCCCUGUCAUCCGCGUCCGUGUUGUUGGCAAGCUACCUGAGAGUGACAGCCAUUCCACUUAAAAAGGGUAACCCUCCAUUCAUCUUUUUUCGUUCCUUCCUAGUUUGGCCAUCUUUUUGAUUGUUCAUUCUGAUGCUCUGCGUGUGAGGUCAAACUCAUAUCCUUGUCUUGUCUUUUGCAAGUACACGAAGUUGGGCCCCCACAGAACAACGUGACAAUGGAAUUU
This is a messenger RNA of Cucurbita maxima (winter squash), 2247 nucleotides long. RefSeq lists its product as uncharacterized. The record is from RefSeq and is a predicted model, not a curated record. NCBI's taxonomy places the organism in Eukaryota, Viridiplantae, Streptophyta, Magnoliopsida, Cucurbitales, Cucurbitaceae. The coding region runs from base 17 to 2083 and encodes 688 amino acids. The transcript is spliced from 10 exons.